UCUGAUACUAUUUUGAGAAGGAAUUAAAUCAUCUCAGUGUCAUGGGCUUGCUGUGGGCUCCAAGGACUAGCUUUGACUGUGACUUCUCCCCAGGGGUUCCUGUUAAUCUCCCCUGAGACCCACCUGCUUCCUGAAUCAGGACUCUGAAGUCUUCCGUAGUGUGUCUUCAGCCAGCACACAGACACAGAGAGACAGAAUGACAAGUGGGGAAGAGAGCACCGAGCCACCAUAGCUGCCAUGCAGGUGACCCCAAGCCCCAGGACACUGCUUUUCUACAGGAUGAAGCCAACCUCUUCCUUCCUCCUCAUCCUCAUCCCCCUUCUCCAGUUGAUAAUUCCAGGGACUUCUCAGAAUUCUUUGGAUUCUAUAGUGGAUAGAAAGAUUGCAGCAGCUAUCCGUGGUCUAGAGUCCAAAAUUCCCCGUCCAAAAAGGAUCUCAUGUAUCAGUGUCACGAACUCAGGCAAACUGUCUACCUGCCCCACAGGAACAGUUGCCACCAGCUGUGCUUGUGGCUAUGGCUGCGGCUCCUGGGAUAUCCGCCAUCACGGCACCACAUGCCACUGCCAGUGCAAUGGGAUGGACUGGACCUCCGCCCGCUGCUGUCAUCUGGUCUGAGGGGCGAUUGAGAACCCAGCUGUGGGACCUUGAUGGCCAGGAAGCCUGACUCAACUGCUCCUGUCAUUGAUCACAGCCCUGCUCCUUCGGUAAUAAAGACAAUUUUG
Messenger RNA from Talpa occidentalis (Iberian mole), 722 nucleotides. It is a transcript of the gene RETNLB, whose product is annotated as resistin like beta. Lineage: Eukaryota; Metazoa; Chordata; Mammalia; Eulipotyphla; Talpidae. The record is from RefSeq and is a predicted model, not a curated record. Gene Ontology annotation, cellular component: extracellular region. The transcript has 5 exons. The coding region runs from base 238 to 615 and encodes 125 amino acids. Gene Ontology annotation, molecular function: hormone activity.